AUGGUACGUCGUUGGGUGGCUGUAACUGCAUUAAUAUUCGCUGUUGUUGUGGUUAUCAAUUUGGCAUUGAUACCAGUCUACCUCAGAAAAUCUAAAACUAAGCCGACGACAAACUCUGUUGCUGAGCUAAUCGAUGCAUCACUAAAUACACUCUCCGUUUACCCUGAUGGCUCAUACAGCGCUAAAAUGUCUGAAUUCACUCAAUUGACUGAAGAAAACUAUUCAUUUCUUCCACUGAAUCGUACCUUACUCAAUGAACUCAGCAAAAUCGACAAUAGUUCUUUCGUUUUCGAAGCUGGCCGCCAACAGUUUCUCUAUUUUCGCAUACCUGAUGAACUGGUCGUCCAGCAGCGAAGUGCACAUAGUCUUAGCGGUAUAGGCAUACAUUUUGGCCAACAAACUGAUAGUUUAAAUAUUGUCCCGAUUCUUGAUGAGCAACAAUCAUCACCUGGAGUCAGCAUCAUUCCAACAAAUCUACCUGAUAGAUCAAGAUUGUUACGUAUAGAAAUUACAACUAUGCCUACGAUGUGUUCUCAGCCAGGAAUUGCCGAUUCUUGUACCAGUGUGGAUUAUAAUGCGUAUUUGAUAUUUGACAAAACUCAACUAUCCACUUGGUCGGUUACCUAUCAAGCGAGUGUCGCUUGUGGUGACAUAUGCAGUACAUUAAGCAGUUACUCCGCUUGUGCAGUUUCAUGUGGUUCUCAAUGUGACGGAGAUCAAGUGGCUGGUGCUGAUACACCAGUCACACGGCGUUAUAAUCUAGGUCGAAGAAAUGUACAAUUCAAAUUUCAAUACGAAACUUACUCGGUGCGAGAUCGAAUCAAAGUCUGGAACGAUAUUAAUUUAUUAUUUGAUAGUGAGUGUGUUGGGACUAGUGGUGUGCGAACGAAAUAUUUGGUAUUGUCAAAUAAAACCAAUGUGCGUGUUGAUGUUGAACCAAACUGUGGAUGUCAAAGUUUGUCCGGUUGUACAGGAACAUUGUGGCACUUUACGGUUGUUUGUCCGGAAGUGUGUCCAGUGGAAAACCACAGAGCAGAUACUAGCAGUGCUGUGAAAUUAAGCUCGGAAGGUAGAAUAGUGACAAACGGUGCAACAUUAUAUAUUACAGAUGAAGCAAUAAUGCCAUCACUAGUUGCCUCAUCCUGUGAACCAGUGACUUGGGAAGUAUUAUUCAGCUACCAAGCCGCAUUUCCAGGUGCAUUGUCCUUCUCCAAAAAAGUCACUGGUCAGUCGUCUGAUUCGACAUCAUAUGAUAUUAUAGGAUCUUUACAAAACGAAACAAUUGGCGGUAUCGUAACAGCAAAAUGGAUCGUAGUUUCAACUAAAACAAGUGGUGAAAUUAAAUUCAAUAUCCUUGGAACACAGCCAGCAAAAAGAACUAUAAUGACUUAUAUUGACAGCCGUAGCUCAUUUUGGUAUGCAAAGAACAUAGCUGCACAGGAGAGUAGCGGUGGGCAACAGUUUUCAAUAGACCGUUAUCCACUUUUCUCGUCUGCACACGAUAAUGGUUACGGUAUCUAUCAGAUUACAAAUCCAACGCCUACUUAUAAUGAAGUUUGGAAUUGGAAAGCCAACGUCGACGCGGGAAUUCGGAUCAUUAAUCAGAAGACAACUGCUGCAAUUUCAUGGAUGGCUAAUCAACGUCAACAAGCUAAACAGGAAACAGGCAGAGAACAACCGGUCGAUGACGAACAGAUGCCGUCGCUAUAA
This is a messenger RNA of Adineta ricciae, 1710 nucleotides long. NCBI's taxonomy places the organism in Eukaryota, Metazoa, Rotifera, Eurotatoria, Adinetida, Adinetidae. The record is from the annotation of a GenBank genome assembly.